AUGGACGCCCCUACGUCGAUCUGGAACCCCUCCGUCCGACCCUUCGCCCCGGUCGAAGCCGUCCUCCUCCAAAGUCCCAGAGGAGAGGGCACGGAUGACGCGACCGUGGGCACCUCUCCUCCCUCCACGCCGCCCUCGCUCGUGGACAGCAGUGGCAGCGCUCCACUGCCCCUCGGCCCCAGCCGCCCAGGGCCUAGUAACCUCGACGUGGCCGCCAGAGACUUCGUCCCUUCUUCGUGCCUCGGGGCGACGGCCCGUCCCGGCAUCCGGGCAUCCCCGCCACGAGCGGGAGACGCAGCCCCGCCUCCGUCCGUUGUGCCGACCGGCGGGAACGCAAGCCUUCUCAACCCGGCUUGCUUCUCGUUCCAACCGGUGGCCAGCUUCUCUCUCACCCUCGCUGAGGUGGAGAAGCUGGCCAGGUCCGAGGAAGCGGUGGCGGCGCUGGUCUACCACCGGCAGAUGUCGAUCUUGCUCCAGCUCGAGGCGGCUCUCGAGAAGGAGGAGGAGGAGGAGGAGGAGGAGGAGGAGGAGGAGGCUGGGUCGCGGGCUGCUGUGUCCGAACCAACAGCAGACCCCGAGGCUGAGUCUCUUCCCAGCCCGCCCGAAACACGCCCUUCUCCAGAGUCGCCCUGCUGGCUCUGUGCUUCCGACGGCCUUGAGGCGCACGUCAAGCCACCGCCCCUCAAGCCGCCCGGGAUCAUAACCAUCCUGGCGCGGACGAGCGUGUUGCCGGAGGACGAGAGGGAGGACAUCAUCCACAGGUUCAAGCGGGGUGAACCUGUGGGUAUUUGA
Cryphonectria parasitica EP155 is the source of this 792-nucleotide messenger RNA. RefSeq lists its product as uncharacterized. Bases 1 to 792 code for a protein of 263 amino acids. The transcript is spliced from 2 exons. Lineage: Eukaryota; Fungi; Ascomycota; Sordariomycetes; Diaporthales; Cryphonectriaceae. The record is from RefSeq and is a predicted model, not a curated record.